This is a messenger RNA of Exophiala mesophila, 1662 nucleotides long. RefSeq lists its product as uncharacterized. Lineage: Eukaryota; Fungi; Ascomycota; Eurotiomycetes; Chaetothyriales; Herpotrichiellaceae. Gene Ontology annotation, biological process: transmembrane transport. The record is from RefSeq and is a predicted model, not a curated record. Gene Ontology annotation, molecular function: transmembrane transporter activity. Bases 1 to 1662 code for a protein of 553 amino acids. The transcript is spliced from 7 exons.
AUGGUAGCAUCGGCGCAUACGGUCGGAGCUCCAGACUUCGUCCCUGGAACUGUGCACCUGGUGGACUUGGAUGGCACUGUUCAUGCGGCUCACGCAAAGGGCAAACAGAACGAUGUUGUGUUGGUUCCCACUCCUUCAAAGGACCCUGACGAUCCGUUGAACUGGAGCCCACGCCGGAAACUGUUGUUUGUAUUCUGUCUCUGCACCUAUAUUCUGGUUGUAGGCAUUCCGACCGCCGCCAUCUAUUCGAUUCUAGUUCCCAUCUCAGUCGAUAGUGGACUCAGUAUCAGUACCUUGGUAGAAGGGACUGGAUACAUGUUCUUGGUCCUUGGAUGGGGAUGCCUGAUCAUGCAGCCCCUGGCCAUGAACUAUGGAAAACGUCCAAUCUACCUGCUUUCAACUCUGGGAACAGUGGGAAUGAUGAUUUGGGCUCCUUAUUGCCUAACAAGGGGCCAGUGGAUUGCCAACAAGUGCCUGCAGGGCUUCUUUGGAGCUAUCAUUGAAUCCCUCUGCGAAAUUUCAGUUGCAGAUGUUUUCUUUACUCAUGAACGGGGAACGUAUGUGGGUCUAUACGCGUUGUUUCUGGCAGGAAGCAACUUCUUUGCUCCCAUCAUCUCAGGCUUCAUCAAUGACGGCCAAGGAUGGAAAUGGGUUCUGCACUGGUGUGCCAUCUUCAAUGGCGUCGGCUUCAUCAUCCUAUUUUUCUUCAUGGAAGAGACUAACUUCCGCCGUGCUCCGACCACCUCUGUCGAACCUGACGCUGGAAUCGAAAACGAAAGCCUUUCUGGCAAUGAGAAGCAACCAGUCGACUCUGAAAAGACUGCGAGUGCCCAACCUCACAGAGUCGUUGAAGAAGGUGUCACCUACGAGCUUUCAGUGACUAAAAUGUCUUAUUGGCAAAAGUUGGCCAUAUUCCGAGCGGAUGUUUUCCAACGACGGGCAAACUUCAAAGGCAUGAUUCUUCGACCAUUGAUCUUCUUCUCUUUUCCAGUCAUUUUCUUCUCGGGUUUCAUGUACGGGUCCAUCGUUUGUUACUUCAAUAUUCUCAACGGUACGGCCUCGGUGAUCCUGUCCAGUCCACCGUACAACUUUUCCGCAAGCAUGGUUGGUCUCUCUUACGUGUCAUGCCUCAUUGGGGUCUUCCUUGGGGCUUAUUUCUCUGGCCCACUGGGUGACAAGUUCAUCCUGUGGAAAGCGAGGAGGAACAAUGGCGUGAUGGAGCCUGAGCACCGUCUGUGGCUCUACAUGAGUCUCUUCAUCCUUAUUCCCGGUGGAUUUUUUAUCUGGGGCAUCGGUGCAGCACAUCACGUCCAUUGGUUCGGCCUUGUGUUUGCAAUGGGAAUGCUGGCCGCAGCCAUCACCAUAGGAUGUCAGCUACCAAUCAGCUAUUGCAUCGACUCUUACAAGGACAUGAGCGGAGAUGCUAUCGUCACAGUCAUUUUGAUCCGCAACACCAUGAGCUUCGCAGUCAGCUACGGUGUGACCCCUUGGAUGACCAACAUGGGCUACCAGAAUGCCUUUAUCCUGGCAGCGUUUGUUGCAAUGGCACAAAUUUGCCUUUUCUUUGUCUUCAUAAAAUACGGCAAGAGCCUUCGAAAGGCAAGCAUACCUCGAUACUGGAAAUAUGUCAACCAGCUUCAAGCCGAGGGUCUUGUACAUUAG